AUGAGAAAUCGGCUCGUCAUCAGCAUCGAAAAUUACACCAUAUACUGCGGCGAUGCUGAUGAGAACAAAGUAGGUGGCUGCGCGAUAGCUGUGAGGAACUAUUACAAGAACCUGGUGGAGGAAUUUGGCUCAACGUCGUCUAGAUGCGCCUUUUUACGACUGCGGGAUCGCAGAGGGCGUAAACUCUGGAUCGCAAGUGCUCACGCACCUACGGAAACCGCUGAGGACAACAGUAAGGACGCCUUCUAUGAUAAACUCAAUGCGUUGAUGUCUAAAAUACCAGGCCAGCAGGUGGUCAUUGUCAGAAUCGACGCAAAUGCGAAGAUGGGACUCGAACAGCAAUCCGAUGUGCUAGGAAAAUGGUACUAUGCAGCGGAGCGCACGUCGGACAACGGUGACCGUCUGGUCGACUUGUGCGAACAGACGGGCCUCAUCAUCGCUUCUACGUUUAAGAGGAAUCAUCGACGCCAUCAGCUCACGUAG
Molecule: messenger RNA, 483 nt
Organism: Necator americanus (New World hookworm)
Lineage: Eukaryota; Metazoa; Nematoda; Chromadorea; Rhabditida; Ancylostomatidae
Exons: 1
Coding region: 1-483 (160 amino acids)
Source: RefSeq, a predicted model, not a curated record